This is a messenger RNA of Paramecium octaurelia, 211 nucleotides long. The record is from the annotation of a GenBank genome assembly. NCBI's taxonomy places the organism in Eukaryota, Ciliophora, Oligohymenophorea, Peniculida, Parameciidae.
AUGGAUGCACUCACAAUUUUUGAUCAAGAACUUAAAAUAAAUCCUACUGCUCAUAGAUUAGAAUAUAAAGGUAUAUACAACUUUAAAUUCUAUAGCUGAUUCAUUAUUUGAAUUACGUAGAAGUUCAGAAGCUAAAUACUUUUAUUUUGCUGCUUUGGAAAUGGGUUUUGGUUAGAAUGCUUAUAUAAAAAGGGCAACUAUCAAAGUUUGA